UAAUUACAACAAAGAUUUAGAUGCUGCUAAAGCGUAUAAUAAAAACGUCUUAGAUUCUAAGAUGUCUCAACCUAUCCUUAAAGAAUCUAAAUGCAUUACUUCAUCUAUCUUAACUCAACAACAGCAAAAUUUCCCCUUUCUAUUACCGCAAAAUAGGUUGAGAUUCAACACACAAACGGCAGCUACAUUAAUGAGUGGAUUAAUUAAUCCACGUCUAUAUUUUGAAAAUUUGGCAGCUGAAGCAAGGAAUAAAUUUGGCAUAGAAAACAAUUUUAGACUUAAAACUAGCAUAAAUCUUGAUAAUAUAUUUCAUCGUUCGGUUAGCGGGGCUUCAACAUAUCAGAUGACAACAUUGAACGAAACAAUUAGAAAUGAACAACAAAAGAUUAAUUCACAAAUGAAUAAUUUCUCAAAGCUGCUAAUUCCUUCAUAUUGUUCAACCACUUUCCCCUCUCCAUCGCAAUUCAUUCCAAUACAAUCUUUUCCUUCAAUUUCUUCAUGGCAAACUUUGUUUAAAAACAAUAAUGCAAAAAAUUUACAAGAACAAGAAACGAAAUUUAAAGAAAAUCCUCUCUAUAUGCUUCAACCACCAUCCAUAACUCAUAAAUCUAAUGAGAAUUCUCUUACAGCUCAUGCAGAAGGCGAGGAUGUAAUUAAUGAAAGGCUAGUAUUUCUAAAAUAUAAAUUCCUUAACUAA
Meloidogyne enterolobii is the source of this 697-nucleotide messenger RNA. NCBI's taxonomy places the organism in Eukaryota, Metazoa, Nematoda, Chromadorea, Rhabditida, Meloidogynidae. The record is from the annotation of a GenBank genome assembly.